Messenger RNA from Camellia sinensis, 1171 nucleotides. NCBI's taxonomy places the organism in Eukaryota, Viridiplantae, Streptophyta, Magnoliopsida, Ericales, Theaceae. The record is from RefSeq and is a predicted model, not a curated record.
GAAUGAUUGCACAUCUAAUCUUAUUUUUUUGUAAGAUUAUGCAUUGACAAAAAUAUUUUUUGAAUUUUAUCAAAUAAAACUUGAAUUAUUUGACCUCUCCUCUGAACAAGGUCUUUACUGGAUAAGAAAUUGAUUUUUUUUUUUUUUAAACACUAUGUUUUACAAUGGUAGGAGCUGGUGCUGGCCUACCGGACAUACCGAUUGAUCCACCAGCUUUCAGUAACAUUUGAAAAUUUUAUAAGUUGUGGUCAAUGGGUUUCAGGUUAUUGCAAACAGGUUGAAGUUGUAUCUUUUAACAAUUGCCUUUUCCACAAGAAAAUGGUAGAAAAUAUUAUUUCAAAAGUAGCCAUCAUCGACAGAAAGCGGAGAUAGCUAGAUCUACAAAAUUAAAUAAUUCCGCUUGUAAUUUCGUUCCAUAUAACAUUGUGCAAUGACACACAUAUUUUUGAAUGACGAGCAAAACAUGAAUUGUUGCAUCUCCCCUCACAACUUGUGGUUUACUAGAUGGAAACAUAUAUAUAUAUAUAUUUUCUAAUUGAAUCUUUCUUUUUCUCUUUUCCCUAGAGGCAGGCGCAAAUGCUGGCCUCCUCGUCGCGCCUGCCUCUAGAGAAAUAUUAUUAAUAAAUGACUUAACCACAGAACAAUGAGGAAAAAUAUUAUUAACAAGUGGGCAUCAUUGAAAGCAAGCACAACUAGUUUGACAAAAUUAAAUAACUACACUUGUAAUUUCUGUUCAUAUAAUGCUACGCAUUGACUUGAAUUUUUUUGAAUGUCAACAAGCAAAACUUGAAUUAUUUAACCUCCCCUCACAAAUAGUUGUGUACUGGGUAGAAGUUGAUUAUUUUUUCUAUAUAAUCUCUUUUUGUUUCGUUUCGUUUUGUUUUGUUUUGUUUUGUUUUUUUCUAGUGGCAAAGAUAAAUGGUGGCUUGCUCGACCCGAUUGGGCCCCUAGGAUUCGGCGUAUAUACUGAUCUACUUGGCCCUCCGAUUGACGAGGCAGGCGCAAAUGCUGGCCCGCUCGUCGUGCCUGUUGGUCUCCCAGUGCCUGGUCAUAGGGAAUUACUAGUUUCAAUUCGUUUCAACGAACCUGGAUGGCAAUGGUUAGGAUGCUUUUUACCAGAUCAUCUGGGUGAUACUCAGGAUGGCACCUAAGGUUAUGGAGCAAUUACAUG